Molecule: messenger RNA, 1621 nt
Organism: Betta splendens (Siamese fighting fish)
Lineage: Eukaryota; Metazoa; Chordata; Actinopteri; Anabantiformes; Osphronemidae
Gene: shisa3
Product: shisa family member 3
Exons: 2
Coding region: 366-1193 (275 amino acids)
Source: RefSeq, a predicted model, not a curated record
GGCGGCCGCACAACUUCAGACAACAACAAACCUGAGCGCGUCGGUGAGACGUGAACGGGAGAGGAGCGCUGCUCGCUGGCGCUUUGGACGCGGAGAAGGUUCAUUAAUGACGUUUAAAGCCGCGGCUCAGACUCAGCGCGAGAAGAUUCAAUUAGGAAUUUUCUCCAUUUUCACUUUGGCAACUUUUGGCCGAACGCGAUUCGGACUGUGGCAAAAAUGACGGUGACUUAAUUUCACCUCGCGCCGAGUUUCGCGUUAACAAGUGACGGCCCAUGAGACGCGCGUGAGCCGCACGGGCACACUCGGUGGUCGGGACCCGACGCCCACAGGACGCGGGGGCGCGUGGAGCCCCGCCGCUCGCCGGGAUGCUGCGUCUGCUCCACUGCCUGCUGCUGGGAUAUCUGACCUGGAAUCUGCGGAUCUCGGACGCCCGGGGGGAGUACUGCCACGGCUGGCUGGACGCGAAAGGGAAUUACCACGAGGGCUUCCAGUGCCCGGAGGACUUUGACACCACGGACGCCACCGUGUGCUGCGGCUCGUGCGCGCUGCGCUACUGCUGCGCGGCGGCGGACGCGCGUCUGGACCAGGGCGGCUGCACCAACGACCGGGAGGUGGACAACACGGAGUUCGCGCCGCAGCCUGUUUACGUGCCCUUCCUCAUGGUCGGGAGCAUCUUCGUGGCCUUCGUGGUGGUCGGCUCCCUGGUCGCCGUGUACUGCUGCACCUGCCUGCGGCCCAAGCAGCCGGCGCAGCAGCCCAUCCGCCUGUCCCUGCGCAGCUGCCAGGGCGAGACCAUCCCCAUGAUCCUCACCCCGGCGCCGCCGAGCCUCCGCGCGCCGUCGCGCCAGUCCAGCACCGCCACCACCAGCUCCAGCUCGGCCGGCGGGAGCAGCUCCGUGCGGCGCUUCUCCCUGGGGGGUCAGGGCCACGGCUGCCUGGUGUCGGCCUCCGCCCCCACCCAGACGCCCCAGACUCUGCCCUCGCCGCCCCCCUACACGUCCCCCCCUCUGCCGGGAGGCCUGCAGCAGCAGCACCCGCUGCCCCACACCCACACCCACACCCAGCUGCAGCUCCACCAGCCCCCCAUGCCCUCGCAGAGCGCCGGGUUCCUGCUGCCGCAGCAGUACUUCUUCCCCCUGCAGCCCGACGCCUUCGCGGCGACCAAGGGCUUCGCUGACUUUGGGCAGAGCUGACAGGAAGCGGCCGGAGUGACGGGGGAGAUGCUGCAUUUUUAGGCACGAGGACGGAUAAAGCUGCUGUGGAGGAGAAGGUCCUCUGCAGCUCAGCGGAGUUCAGCAGAGCUGUCACACCCUGUGCACUUUUAGGAAAAAUUGUAAACAGAACUUCGAUUGUACAUUUUUAUUUUUUUAUACAUGCUGGUUUUGGCAGUUGUGACAUUAUUAGAAAAAUAGAUAUUUAAAUCCAGGAAAGCAUCGUUUCUUGACAAUCGAAUGGAGCCCGGACGGAGGGGAGGACCUGAUACACAAGGACGUUUUAUUUAAAAAAAAAAAAAUUAAAAAAAACUUUUUUAGAUGAUGUGCAGGUUUUAUGCUCAGAACAGGGUUGUCAUAAUGAUUGUGAUUUACAGUAAAUAAAGUGUCUCACACUGAUAAACCUUAAA